AUUCUCUGGCACCUACCAAAGGAAACAUCAUCAUGAGAAAAGGGAGGAGGAGUAAAGGAUUCAAGCUCAAGAUCAUCCUCAAAUGGGCAAUCACCUUUGUUCCUCGAUGUAGGAGAAAAAGAUCCUCCUACCAACAGCUUGAACCAGCACCACCACCAGUCAGAUCAUCAUCAACAGCCAUGUCCACUUUACGCCAUUGGGGAAGCUCGAUUAAAAGAAGGCUCUGUUUCACCCGUAGUUACAUUAGAAUGGGGACGACGGAUCAUCAUGAACUCAUGAUCAUGAAUAAUAAUCCCAAUCCAGAAUUGGAUGUACCAAAGGGCCAUCUUGCAGUCUAUGUGGGAGAUGACGCUCAGAGGUUUUUAGUCCCCGUCAUCUACUUUAAUCACCCUCUGUUUGGUGACCUCUUGAAAGAAACCGAGAACAAAUUUGGCUACGAUUUCCCCGGAGGAAUCCAGAUACCCUGCCCUGUCUCAGACUUCCAGAAGGUUCAGACAACCAUUGCUGCCACCAGCAGCAGCCAAAGGUUUACCUGGCUCCACCGCUAGCUUACCCAGCACAAAACAUCUUAGUUCAAGAUUCUUAAUAUGCUUGAACUGGCAGGCAUGGAUGGGUCUAAGGCUAUCGGUUUAACCUUUCAGUCAUGAAGCUACAGCUUCAAGGAUUGGAAAAAAGAGAGUUUGUAGGAUUUUAGAAACCAUGUCGUUUGUAAUUAAUUAACUUUUAUCUUCACACUGUUUGAAUAUCACAACCUUUUGCUAAA
This is a messenger RNA of Impatiens glandulifera, 763 nucleotides long. Its product is annotated as auxin-responsive protein SAUR36-like. Gene Ontology annotation, biological process: response to auxin. Bases 33 to 548 code for a protein of 171 amino acids. The record is from RefSeq and is a predicted model, not a curated record. NCBI's taxonomy places the organism in Eukaryota, Viridiplantae, Streptophyta, Magnoliopsida, Ericales, Balsaminaceae. The transcript has a single exon.